UUACGAGUCAGUGCAGCGAGAAGUUCCUUCAGGAAGAACUCACAAUUUUUCUUUCGAGGCUAAAUACAAAAACUCCGAAAUAUCAGCAUGAAUCAGUUGGCGAUCGUUUUGUGCGUCUUCGCUUCAGUAGCAGCCGGCGCUUCUCUGGAUGUUUAUGCACCUAGCACCCCGCCGAUUCCUAUUCUGAGGCAAAGCGCGGACGGUCCGAAUCCAGACGGAAGUUACAGCUAUAGCUACGAGACGGCAAAUGGUAUCCAGGCGCAGGAGGUCGGCUAUAUUAACUACGCAGGCACUAAGGCUGAAUCUCGCGAAGCUCAAGGCAGUUACACUUACACCGCGCCGAACGGUGAAAUUGUCCAAGUGACCUACGUAGCUAACGAAAACGGAUUCCAGCCUCAAGGUAGUCACAUACCAACUAUACCACCCGAGAUCCUCAAGGGACUCCAAUACAUCGCUGCUCAUCCCGAAGAGAACAAUAUCGAUGCAAAGGAAACCGUGAAUCUGUACAGAGCAAGAAGAUCAGUCUAAGAGCUCCUCGAAGCGUUUAUGUCUGAACCAAAGCCGAGGAUGUACAAAUUCAAUCGCUCUUUCCAUUCUUCGAUACGAUCCCCGGUUAUAUUUUUGAAUGGAAGUCUGUGCAGUUUUGAAACUCGAUUCGUAUACUAUUUUUCUACUUGUGCAUAUUAUUUAGGAUUGUUUUCUUGUUCAAAUAAAAAAAAAUUGUAAAAAAAUAUCGAGGAGGAUUAUUGUAAAUAAAUUUAUUGUACUUUGAUACUUUAACUUCUGUUGUUCUCAAAAUUGAAGAGCAGAAAUUUUGUUAUUAGAUCUAUAUCUAUCAUUUAAAAGUUAAAUAUAAUAAAAUAAUAAAGAAAAAAAUAUAAAUGAAAAAUAAAAAUAUUUGAUAUUAUUUUAAUUCUGAUUCAAUGUUGUUGUUUAUUGAUAUUAUUUUAAGUUUUCGUUGUAUCUUAAAAAGAGAUAGUAAUGAAGUCAAGAAUUAGUAAUCAAAAAUAUUUAUUAACCAAAAGUAUUGCUUUCAAAUAAUUUCUUAAAGUUGACUAUUUUUUUUUCUCUUCUUUUAUUAUUAAUCAUACAGAUAUUACAAAAACUAAUAUUUAAAAUAAAGCAAAAAAAAAAAAACAGA
Messenger RNA from Heterotrigona itama, 1141 nucleotides. Lineage: Eukaryota; Metazoa; Arthropoda; Insecta; Hymenoptera; Apidae. The record is from the annotation of a GenBank genome assembly.